UUCGUACCUCUCGAUGGUAUUUAAAGACUCUGCUCAGUCAAUGCAAGUCAGUGUUGAGUCUGAAAUCACCGAAGCAACACAUUUAUCGCUAACAAAAGGGCAACUAGAAUUCAGUUGUUGUCAACCAGUUAAGAAUCACGAAAAACAGCACCGGAUAACAAUGAGAGGAUUGACAUGUAUAAUGGUAUUGGUGGCCACAGCAUGUGCUGCACCCAAAUACAGAAAACACCAGGAAGCCAUCACAACAGAACAGUGGGUUUCUUUGAAUCCAUAUGGCUCUCCAGACUCAUACCACAAUGAAGAGCACUCGAUUAUCAAAGAUUUGGAGAAUCAAUGGGCGCGUUUCUACGAAUAUCUUCCCUGGCUGAGAGGGCCCACAGGAGCUACAGGACCCGCUGGAAUUGCGGGACCACCAGGACCACCAGGAACCGCUGCAGUUUAUGAUCCUUACUAUCAACCCAAACUCGUUCCUGGCCCUCCUGGAGAACGUGGCGCACCAGGACCAGCUGGAGUAAAGGGAGAUACUGGCGCCCCUGGAUCAACUGGCGCUCCCGGACCUCAAGGAAAUCACGGAGAUGAUGGAGCACCUGGAGCACAAGGAAUGACUGGUGCAAGAGGCAAUGAUGGAGCUACUGGUGCUCCUGGUGCUCCUGGUUACUCUGGCGAAAAGGGAGAACCCGGAGCUCCUGGAGCUCCAGGCGUGAAUGGAGCACCUGGUGCUCGAGGCAAAGACGGUUACAAUGGAGCCCCUGGACCUUCUGGACCUAAAGGAGAAACUGGUGCCCCUGGUGUAACUGUUCAAUCUAAUGUUCCCGGCCCAGUUGGUGCCCCUGGUUACCCUGGUAAAGACGGAGCUCCUGGCGCUCCUGGAGGACCCGGGCCCAUUGGCCCAGUUGGAACAACUGGACCCCAAGGCCCCGCUGGUAAAGAUGGUUCUCCUGGUUACCCUGGCAGCCCUGGUCCCAAGGGAGAGGCUGGAACUCGAGGUUACAACGGUGCUCCAGGCAAAGACGGACUUAACGGCGCUCCUGGAUCUAUCGGCCCUGUUGGACCUCAAGGCCCUGUUGGAAAUCCAGGCUACGAUGGAGCUCCUGGUAAAGACGGUUCCAAUGGCUUGACUGGCGCUCCUGGAAAAGAUGGAUACAACGGUGCUCCUGGUGCUCCAGGACCUCAAGGCGAACAAGGCAAAACUGGUAAGGAUGGUAAUCCUGGGGGAUCUGGUGCCCCUGGUGGCCCCGGAGCUCCCGGCUCCCAAGGUCUUCAAGGAAAAGAGGGCCCCUCUGGAUACCCUGGCAGCCCUGGCUCCGUUGGACCUGUUGGACCAGUUGGACCGAUCGGACCGAUCGGACCUCAAGGUAAACCUGGAACUCCUGGAUACCCCGGCGGUCCUGGUCCCGUCGGCCCCGUCGGUCCGGUCGGCCCUGCUGGCUACCAAGGCAAAACUGGGCAAACUGGACCCCCUGGACCAGUUGGACCAAUUGGACCGAUCGGUGCUCCAGGACAUGUCACCUACGCCGCUCCUGGGCGCUAUCAUUAAGUCCAGCCUGUAUGAUGCACUGGCUGCCGAAAUGGAGUGAAGUGCCACCAACCAGAACCAUUAAUAAGGCAUUGUGAGUUGGUAUUUUGCUAAAUUCGGGCAGCUUACCGUUUUUUUUAGAUCCAAACAAAACUCUUUGAAAAAAUGUCCGUAUAUAUAUCUAUUUUUACUGGAAAUAUUACAAUUGUAAUUUAAAUAAAGAAAGUUAAAAAUCGUUGGUACAAUCUGGUCUUUAAUUAUUUGAGAUUCCGCAAUCAAUAACAACAAUAAGCAUAUUUCCACAG
Messenger RNA from Daphnia pulicaria, 1821 nucleotides. Its product is annotated as collagen alpha-1(I) chain-like. Lineage: Eukaryota; Metazoa; Arthropoda; Branchiopoda; Diplostraca; Daphniidae. The transcript has 4 exons. The record is from RefSeq and is a predicted model, not a curated record. The coding region runs from base 14 to 1537 and encodes 507 amino acids.